Messenger RNA from Bathycoccus prasinos, 678 nucleotides. RefSeq lists its product with no specific name. The coding region runs from base 1 to 678 and encodes 225 amino acids. The transcript has a single exon. The record is from RefSeq and is a predicted model, not a curated record. Lineage: Eukaryota; Viridiplantae; Chlorophyta; Mamiellophyceae; Mamiellales; Bathycoccaceae.
AUGGCUGCCAACUUGUUACGAAGCACUUUCACGUUAAACGCAGUAAGAAUGGGCAACGCUCCUUCCUCCUCCUCAUCGUCGUCGUCAUCAUCCGGUAGAAGAAAACACUCCUCUUCCUCCUCCUUCAAAGCGGGCAUCAUCGAAUGGGCGAACGGGUUAGGAGGAAAAGAAGAUUCCGACGGGUGUAAAGGAGCCGACGCACCUGCGGGGAGUACAUAUCCAAUCAUGGCGGAUGAAUCCAUCAUGUCUAAAAAAGCACACGGAACGUCAGACUCUCCCGUUCAGAAAGAGUUGCGUUGGAACUGUGAUUACGAAACCGCUGAUAGAAUCUGUAACUUCAAUCGUCAUUACGCGGAAUAUGCGGGAUAUUUCCUUUCGACGUCCUUCUUGAAAGAAGUCGAUCGGACGAAAGAGACGACGUAUUAUGACUCCGUCACUGGGAAGCCGUUGUUCGUGGCACCGAGAGGCAGAACUUUUGAGGAGUUUGAGUCGGAAUCUCGUGCCCACGGUUGGCCCUCUUUUCGCGAUGAAGAAGUUGUUUGGGACAACGUUCGCUGCGUCCCUGGCGGCGAAGCCGUAAGUACUACGGGCACGCAUUUAGGCCAUAAUCUCCCAGACAGAAAGGGUAAUCGAUACUGCAUAAAUCUUGUUUCAGUUGCGGCGAUGCCAUCGAAGUAA